Messenger RNA from Ogataea angusta, 819 nucleotides. RefSeq lists its product as uncharacterized. Gene Ontology annotation, molecular function: epoxide hydrolase activity. The transcript has 2 exons. The record is from RefSeq and is a predicted model, not a curated record. Bases 1 to 819 code for a protein of 272 amino acids. NCBI's taxonomy places the organism in Eukaryota, Fungi, Ascomycota, Pichiomycetes, Pichiales, Pichiaceae.
AUGGCACAGAUUGAUUUUACAAUUAUUAGACUGCUGCUGCUCCACGGCUACCCAACGUCGUCGUACAUGUUCCGCAACCUGAUUCCUCUGCUCUCGUCUUUUUUUCACGUCGUUGCCCCAGAUCUUCCAGGAUUCGGCUUUACAGAGCCGGCAGCAGACUAUGUCUUUGAUUUCGAGACACUCACAGAGACCGUUGGCCAGUUUGUGAAGAAACUUGGCUGGACGAAGUUCGCAAUCUACGUUUUCGACUACGGCUCGCCAGUUGGGUUCCGUCUUGCACUUGAGAGCCCUUCUCAGAUUACUGCAGUCAUCUCGCAAAACGGCAACGCCUACGCCGAGGGAAUUGACGACAGGUUUUGGGGGCCGCUCAAAAAGUACUGGGCAGCGGGAAAAAACGACCCCGAGCUGACGUCUGCGCUGAGAGCAUAUAUUCAGGAUAAGAGAAAUGUCUGCUCUCAGUAUUUUGAUGGUGUUGUUGAGACGUCGGCGGUAGAUCUCGCGCCGUCGACGCUGGACUGGGCCCUUCUUUCCAGAGAUGGACAGACAGACAUCCAGCUUGGCCUGUUCUUUGACUACCAGAAUAAUAUUCGUCUGUAUCCGCAGUUUCAGGAGUUUCUCAGACGCUCUGGCGUUCCUGUGCUGCUAGCCUGGGGAAAGAACGACGCCAUUUUCAGCGUCGCCGGAGCAGAAGCUUUUCGAAGAGACGUGAAGCGGGAGAAUUUGGCGAUACGUUAUUUUGAUACGGGCCACUUUGCUCUUGAAACGCACGCAGAGGAGAUUGCGAACGCUAUCAUCGGCUUUUUGGUUCCAAGGUUAUGA